GGUCUAGCCAGGAAACUGUGGCCCCCGCGACGGGCCUUGCCGGUACCUCUGCCGGAGCAGGUGAGAGCGUGGUGUUGAAAAGUACAUCUCUCUUAGUUCUCUCAGCUUGGCAAUGGUUCGUAGUGGAAAAAAUGGUGGGCUCCACCUGAAGCAGAUUGCAUACUACAAGCAAACAGGGGAAUAUCAUCCCACAACAUUAUCAAGUGAAAGAAGUGGAAUCAGGAGAGCUGCCAAAAAAUUUGUUUUCAAGGAAAACAAGUUGUUCUAUGUUGGAAAAGACAGAAAACAAAUGCGCCUGGUAAUUGUUUCAGAUGAAGAGAAGAAAAAGGUCCUCAAGAAAUGCCACAAAAAUGCUGCUGGCACUCAUCAUGGUAUAUCAAGGACACUGGCUUUAGUGGAGUCCAAUUACUACUGGACCUCUGUAACAAAUGAUGUCAAGCAGUGGGUGUAUGCUUGCCAGCAUUGCCAGGCAGCAAAGAACACAGCCACGAGAGUGCCCAAAAUACACCCUAUCAAAGCAGAGGACCCAUGGACAGCAGUCACUAUAGAGCUAAUGGGACCUUUCAAUGUUACCAGCAGAAGUCACAAAUACAUCGUAAUUAUGACAGAUUUGUUUACAAGAUGGACUAUUAUCUUACCACUGCGUGACACUUCAGCAGCUGAAAUUGCUAAGGCAGUAAUAAAUGUCUUUUUCUUAUAUGGACCACCUCAAAAGAUGCCUAUUGAUCAAGGGAAGGAGUUUGUUUAUCAGAUAAAUGAAGAACUGUUUGCACUGUUUGGAAUGAAACAAAUUGUAUUGUCUUAUCCUCAGACAGAUGAUGUAAAUGGAAGAAUGUCCAAGACAAUCAAAACUUUCCUUAACAAGUAUUGCAUAGACCAUCCAAAUGAUUGGGAUGAACAUUUGUCUGCUAUAGCCUAUGCCUUCAAUCUGACAAAUUUGGACCCAGAUCAAAACACCCCAUAUUUCCAAAUGUUCAACCGUAACCCACGUGUUCUUGAGCCCAUGAAUAUAUGUGUGGAAGGAGAAUACAGUAGUUUUGCCAAAAUAUUUGAAGCAACUAAAAAAUUCAGUCAAGCACUGGAAGAAGAGAAAACCUCAGAUUGCCAGGCAGGUAAAAAAACUUCAGAUGAACAAAAAAUCAGAACCAAAAUCACUGUCAAAAGGAAGCCAAAACAAUUAAAUACCCUUCAACUUAAAGUUGGUCAUGAAGUCCUCAGGCAAAGAAAAAACUGGUGGAAAGAUGGUCGUUUCCAGUCAGAAUGGAUUGGUCCUUGUAUCAUAGAUUACAUUACAGAAAAUGGCUGUGCAAUAUUAAGAGAUGCCACAGGAUCCAGGUUGAAAAGACCCAUCAAGAUGUCUCACCUCAAGCCAUAUAUAAGAGGGUCCAGUGAAAAAGACAACCAUUGCAUUCUACAAGGUGCAGUAGUUUUUGACCAUGACUAUAUUGGCUUAUCUGAAAGAUUUAAUAAUGCAAGCCAACCAGACUCUGUUGCUGAAGAGGAAAUAAAUGCCUACAAAAGAGAUAUUAUGUCUGCUGUACAGAUUCUGCCUGAAGCCUGCAAAGAUCAAGAAUUAGCAGAUGGUAAACAUGAGUCUGAGCAGGGAGAAGAUCAUUGCAUCAAACCAAACACUGCAAAGACAGAGCAACGGCCUUCACCUUGUUGGACCCUUCAGACAGAGACAGAGAAUACUUAAGCAUACUCUUCUAUCACAUUUCGUUGCCAAACAGUUUGGAAUUACUCUGGAAAACUGGGAAAAAAAAUGAAAAUAAUAGCUCCCAAUAACUUCCCAAUCCACUUUACUUGUUUAUGAAUUUAAGCGUGCUUCAGGUAUCUAAUUUGUCUGGGUGUUAAGAAAAAACAUUAGUAAAAGCACAUACUAUGAUCAUGCAUUUAAAUUUCAGAUUUUGUUGGUAGAAUGGCAAUGUGGCCAUGCCUUACUGUUAGGAAACUCUCAGGAAACAGUGCAUCACUGUAAUGACCUUUUUCAUUUAACCCUUGGAUGACUCAUUCCUAAUGUGCACUGGGAGAUGAAUUAAACCUAAGCAAGUUGGUGUAAAUUCUCCUUCACUAUAGAGAGGCUCAUUUUCCUGGUGUUUUCCUGAGUUUUCUAUUCUUCUGGGAAGGUGGAGCCUCUGACUUACAACUUUUAAUUUCUAGUCUAAUCCAUUUAACAAAAACAUCCAUCUAACAUCCACUUAACAAAAAUCCAUCUCACAAAACAACAAAACUGCCAAAAUCAAAUACAUAUAGUGUUUUAUGCAUCAAAGAAUGAGGGCUUCUGCUAUUCCCUGCUAGCAAAAUUCUGCUAGUGUAGGCAGUUUUAAUAUUUCAAGUAUGUGAAAAAAAUCUUAAGAACAUUUAAUAUUCAUUUGUGCAUUUUCCACAAAUAUCUGUUCUCCAUUACAGUUACCUCUUCACUGUGCAUAUUAGGAGAUUCUCCAUGGACAGCUGGCUGUGAAAGGUGAAGCGCUAGUAUUAACUUAUUCUCUGAUUUACUUGAGUAAGUUGUUACUGAUCUGGACUUUCUGCUGAGAAGAGUGUUUCUCAAAGUCAGCAGCACAAGAAUUUUUUCAUAUAGAAAACGGAUGAGUGCAAGUCAGAUUUUUUUGUUUGUUUUGGUUUGGUUUUUUUGGGUUUUGUGUUUGUUUUGUGGGGUUUUUUUAGGGGUUGACAUGAAGAUGAAGAAAAUAGUAGAAAAAUUAAUUGAGCAAUUCAGCAAAUUCUGCUGCGAAAGAUUUGUUUGUCUUGCUCUGAAUUUGUGUGUUCCCUCUCUUUUCUGCUGCUGAAUAUCAUAGGUCUUGUAACACAGGUGAAGAAGUUUUUUUUAGUAGGAGUUUGCAGUUAAUUUUAGGCAAUUAGAUGUGGUCAUCAAGGCUAAUAAGGUACCUACCUCCUACAGAAGUUUACAUGCACAGUACAGCACAUCUUUGAUACCAUGGGAUGCAUCUGUGUGAGAAAAGAGCUCAGGAUCAUGUCAAGGUGCUAUCUUAAACUUCAAGUGAAAAACAAUUAAUACCCAAACAAUUCUAUGUCUUUUAAAAAUGCAGUCCUACACAUACAGUUUUUCUCCACGAAGACUUCAGAAAGAGUCUUUCUGAAUACACUGUGUGUGUGUGCAAAUAUGGAAUAAAUAUUUACUUUUGCAUAUAAUGCUUUUGAAGAAAAUAUUAGUGUCAGGGAUAAAACUGGAGAGUAAGGCAUUGUUUGUAAGACUCAUUUCUGAUUUGGUCGCUGCAAAAGAGAGCCAGCCUCUCUUACUUUUUUCUUACUCCAAGUGAUGAGUUCCUGAAUUGUGCAUGGUACAGCAGAGCUGUUUUCUGGGUCAGCUCUGGGGUAAUGCAGGUGCUGUGGAGUUGUUAGAGCUACACUGAAGAGAGAAAAUGCUGUUGUGAGAGAGUAAUGGGGAAAACAGAAACAUUUAACAUACUGCUGAUCAUUCAGGCUUCCUGGAAUUUUGAUCUACUGUGUUAACAAGCAGGCAUUAGUGACUUACCAGUGCACUGAAACGUGGCUUUCUCUGUGUGGGGGAGGUUCAUUGAAAUAAAAUCCAGGAUUUUCAAGCUAUUGACACGAAGAACAUCACUGGAAACUGGAAAAACCCCCAGUGUUUGGCCAAACUGACACAAAGAAG
This is a messenger RNA of Ficedula albicollis (Collared flycatcher), 3634 nucleotides long. It is a transcript of the gene GIN1, whose product is annotated as gypsy retrotransposon integrase 1. The record is from RefSeq and is a predicted model, not a curated record. NCBI's taxonomy places the organism in Eukaryota, Metazoa, Chordata, Aves, Passeriformes, Muscicapidae. Gene Ontology annotation, molecular function: nucleic acid binding. The transcript has 9 exons. Gene Ontology annotation, biological process: DNA integration. Bases 113 to 1696 code for a protein of 527 amino acids.